Molecule: messenger RNA, 4292 nt
Organism: Aptenodytes forsteri (emperor penguin)
Lineage: Eukaryota; Metazoa; Chordata; Aves; Sphenisciformes; Spheniscidae
Gene: ENPP6
Product: ectonucleotide pyrophosphatase/phosphodiesterase 6
Exons: 8
Coding region: 1-1356 (451 amino acids)
Source: RefSeq, a predicted model, not a curated record
AUGGGGAGCCAUAGCCUCCUCGCCGCCCUCCUCGCCGCCGCCCUCGCCUUCCUCCUGCCGCUCCCCGCCGCCCCCUCGGCCCACCGCAAGCUCCUGGUGUUCCUGCUCGAUGGCUUUCGCUUCGACUACAUCGACGACAGCGAGCUGGAGGGUCUGCCGGGCUUUCGGGAGAUUGUGAACAUGGGGGUGAAGGUGGAUUACAUGACCCCAGACUUCCCCAGUCUCUCCUACCCAAAUUACUACACACUGAUGACGGGUCGCCACUGUGAGGUCCAUCAGAUGAUUGGAAACUACAUGUGGGACCAAAAGACAAAUGUAUCUUUUGACAUUGGUGUGACUAAAGAAAGCCUGCUGCCUCUCUGGUGGAAUGGAUCGGAGCCUUUGUGGGUCACAAUGAUGAAAGAAAAAAAGAACGUUUCCAUGUACUACUGGCCAGGUUGCGAGGUCGAAAUCCUUGGAGUCAGACCAAGUUAUUGCCGCGAGUACUUCAGCGUCCCAACAGACAAAAACUUUGCGGAUGCCAUCAGCGAUGCUCUCGAGUCUUUGCGCAACGGCAGCGCCGAGAUGGCUGCGGUGUACUACGAGCGCAUCGACGUGGAAGGCCACCACUACGGCCCUUCGUCCCAGCAGCGGAAGAAUGCUUUGAAGGAGGUGGACAAAGCCUUGAGCAACAUGAUCGCGCUCAUCAAGAGCAAGGGCCUUCAGCAUGAUGUCAACGUCCUCCUCUUCUCCGAUCACGGGAUGACAGACAUCUCUUGGGCGGACAAAGUGAUUGAGCUGAAAAACUAUAUCAAUAUGAGUGAUACCAUACAAAUGAAGGACCGAGGUCCUGUUGUGAGCCUCUGGCCAGCUCCAGAGAAGCACGCGGAGAUAUAUCAAAAAUUGAAAGCUGUGGAACACAUGCACGUUUAUAACAUACAGGAUAUUCCAGACAGGUUUUUCUACAAAAAAGGAAAAUUUGUCUCUCCUCUAACUCUCGUGGCCGAGAAAGGAUGGUUCAUAGUAGAGAGCAGGGACAAGCUGCCCUUCUGGGAGAACGGGACGGGGAGGAAGGAGGCCUGGCAGAAUGGCUGGCACGGCUACGACAACGAGCUCAUGGACAUGAGAGCCUUCUUCCUCGCAUACGGGCCAGAUUUCCGAUCCAACUUCCGAGCGCCUCCCAUCAGAUCCGUGGAUGUUUACAACAUCAUGUGCAGCCUGGCAGGAAUACAGCCGCUGCCCAACAAUGGCUCCUGGUCCAGGGUGGAGUGCAUGCUCCGAAACACGGCCCCCUUGGCACCACUCCCCCCGUGCAGCAGCUGCACCCUGGCGCUAGCUCUGCUCUCCCUGUUUGCCGAGCAGAUCUCCUUACUGUGAUCCCCGAACAAUGUCGGUCAGUGUCACCAGCAACUCCAUCCUUCUCUUUUUUUUUGGUUUUAAGUUCUUCAUUUGAAUAAUAACUUCAUUAAUAGAGUGCUGCCCCCAACUCCUCCGUCGUGCUCCACCAGGCAUGAAUCUGACCCAUCCUGCUUUUACAGCGGUUAUAACAUGAAGCCAGGUUUCGUGCUGCUCUAAACACAGCCAGGAAAGUCAGGGUCGCUACUCUGGAUUUACAGCACUGGCAAUGAGAGCAGAAUCCCGGCCAGCUAUCUGCAAAAUUUUCUGGUGGGUGCACAUGGCAAUCUCUGAGCAUCAAACGUAUUUUACCCCAGCAUCUUUAACUGAGAGGCUCACCGUGGCUCCCAGUACGGAGAAGCUCAGGGGUGGAGAUAGACCCCUGUGCAUUUAACUGGGUUCUUUCUGAUUCACUCCUUCAUCUCCUGCUCCAUCACCAGCAGAGCCCCACCUUCUCCUUACAGUGCCAGCCAAGCCCCGUCUAUACUGAUCUGUUCUUCAAAGAGCCAAGCGCUUUGCUGAGUGAUCAUACUGCUGAAAGAGGUGGAUCGGCAGGAGAGCAGUGAGAGCAUCCUACUUCUCUCAGCUUUUCCUUCUUCAUUUUCCCCAAAGUGAGCCCUGGCCCUGCACACCUGCAGGGUUGGGCUUUCCUCACGGACCACAGCAGGGCAGUUGCGGGGGGCGGUGCUGGGAAAGGGGAGAGCGAUAGAAAUCCUCCACUUCAAAACCAGGAGGAAAGUGAAACAGCAUCUGGACACACAGGGGUCAGGAGAAAAUAGGAUGAAGAAGCCUGGCAUGUAACAGCCUCUCUGCUUUUCCUGGUGGAGAUAAUAUCAUCUGCUCAGGUUUUGGGGUUUUGUACCCAACUGUGUUUCUGAAGGGUUUUCAACACUAACUGCUUUUCUACCAGCUCUUGCUCUCUACACCUCUGCCCGGUGAGCAGCACAUUCCCCUUUAUUCUGCAGCAGGAAGAGAGGUCUACAUUGACAGAUCUCCCACCCUCUCAGUUAAUCCUAGCUAAUAUUUCCACCACGGGCCAUCAAACCCAAACAAAGUUGUAACGGUAAAGUUAAAUAGCAGGAGAGGAUGGAGCUGUUGUCGGAGGUAAUGCCUCUAAAGGUUAAGUCAGAUGGAUGAUGUAAUCCUGAAAACAUCAACAUGGGAGACACAUUAAAUCCCUGAAAAACCUGAUUUUGCCCCUACUCAUUCACUGCAGCGUAGCCAUGGAUCCACCCUGGGGCAAUGUUCAACACAGGGCUGGCGGCAAAGCCACCACCACGGUCUGUUAGCUCAGAAGAUUAAUUUCACUUAAUUGUUAAGUCGUCUAGUUGUCACAGUCCUUGGUGUUACACACUGGGAUGGAUGGAUGUGUGCCGUGGUGGGUCAUUAGAGAGGUGUUCUUUUUACGUCAUUAAAUUUCUACUGUGAAAUAAGCUCGUCUAAAACAGGGCUGUGAGGGUCUGAUCCUGCAAAGUGUCCUUUCCUCUUCAGGAGGCUGUGGCAAUGCCUUCGGGAGUGCUCAGUGCUUUUUCCAAUAUACCUCUGAACCAGGAGCUUUCCGUGACAAACUGCCUUUGGAAGGAUUUAGGUCCCUCCCCAUGCAAAAUAAGCCUCUAGGACUUAUUAUUCCUGUGGAUCCAGAGUCAAGCACGAUCCUGGUAUGUGUGGUACAGUGAGUUUAAGGGUGAAUGAUUACCCUGUGGGGAAAAAAAAACAACAAAAAACCCCCCAAACUUGACAAAAGACUUCUGUAAUAGCUGUAAAGAUUUAUGUAAUGUGUUUUUAAAGCUCAAGUGAACCAUCAAAUCAAUUGGGAAAAAAAAGGGAGAAAAAUCAGUCUUUGUUAUUAGACUGUUGAGUAUAAAAGGCAAUUUAGUGCUUUCGAAGCAUUUGCAAGUAGCUGUAAAACAAGCACCUAUUGUUCAGAGUUCCCUGUUGCUCUUUAAUGGACCAGGCUCAAUGAAUUCACUGGAGCACAUUUUAAAGCGGAAAAAGUUAUCGGUAUACAAGAUAACCAAAUGACUAAAUUACCAAGUUUUGUUUGAAAAUCAACAGGAUAGAUAACAGUCAAUACCUGCUAAUCCCUCUGUUGCCAUUUUAACUCUUACAGUGAACAGAACCCAAGGUCCUCUUACAGAAGAAAAGAUCCUAAAACUGUAAGGCUAUACUCAGGUUCUCAAUUAUACACGCAGAAAUUGGAAAUAACAAAUCGGGUCCAUUGAGUUGUUCCAGGGGUGGGCCAUGACACACGAAACCAACGUUGAUCCCUGGGAGUACUUUGUGUAACUCGUUUUUGUCAGUGUCCACGUGCAAAUACUGCAGAGUAAAUCUUCUAAUUGCAGUAGGAUUUGUUUGACCUUAAUGCAAGCAUUGUGUGUGUGGCAAUACACCUCAAAAGAUACUUGACCUGUAAAAGGGAAACUUGAUGGUAGACCUACAAGAAGCUCAUUAGCUUCAGGAGAACUACAGCUGAUUAUUUUUUGAGAAGUGCAUCUUUCUUCCUCAGAAAUGUUGUACUUCUGAAUCAGUUCACAUUCUCAUUCAAAAAUCAAGUGUCAUGACUCUCGCCUAUUUGUCUGUAUACUAUGCAACAGAGGUGGGUGUAUUUUAAAAUCUAUUUCUGAAUGAUGUUUUUAUACAAUGACUGAUUGUGAAUGAGUGAAUAAUUCUAAGAAUGGUGUUAGAAAAAUAAUAUGCAUCUUUUUGUAAAUACUGUAAGAUUUUUGGGAAAAAAAACAAAAAACAACCAAGCCACCCCUGUAACACCUUGCCUUUCUUGUUUGAUUGCUGCAUCAAAGUGUGAUAAACAGUGUUUGAAGCUUGUGCUGAUUAAUCAUCAGAAAGAUGAAUGAUAACAUUGUUUAGAAAUGGCAAAGUUGUCAGCAUGUAAAUUAGGGACAUUAAAUACAUCACACGAG